AUUUUUCCCUAGGAGAAACACAGAGACAUCUUGGGUGUUCCUUCCUCCUAUCUCUCUCUGUCUCUCUUCCUUCCAAGUUCUAGCUCCUUUGAAGGCCAAAGAGUGUCCUUUCUCUCACUGAAAUUUUGGGUCACCAUAACUAUAAGGAAAUGGGGUGCUGUAGCAACUUCAUCCAAAGAUGCAAACCUUACGUAGCAAUGAUCUCCCUCCAAUUUGGCUACGCGGGGAUGAAUAUCAUAACCAAGGUUUCUCUCAACAGAGGCAUGAGCCACUACGUCCUGGUGGUCUACCGCCACGCCUUUGCCACUGCAGUCAUCGCCCCCUUUGCUCUCGUUCUCGAGAGGAAAGUGCGACCCAAGAUGACAUUACCGGUUUUCCUUCAAAUCUUUGUUCUUGGGCUUCUUGGGCCGGUCAUCGAUCAAAACUUCUAUUACGCAGGGCUGAAGUACACCUCCCCGACCUUCUCAUGUGCCAUGAGCAACAUGUUACCGGCGAUGACCUUUGUCAUGGCGGUUCUCUGCAGAAUGGAGAAGAUUGAUAUGAAGAAGGUGAGGUGCCAAGCAAAGGUGGUGGGAACUAUAGUGACGGUGGCCGGGGCCAUGUUGAUGACCUUGUACAAGGGACCCAUCAUGGAGAUGGUGUGGACGAAGCAUGUGCAUCCUCACAACUCCAAUGCCACAGACGCCACUGGAACAUCUGACAAAGACUGGGCCAAGGGCUCCAUCCUCCUCAUCAUUGCUACUCUUGCUUGGGCUUCUUUCUUCAUCCUUCAGGCAAUAACACUUAGAAGAUACUCAGCUCAGCUCUCUCUCACUGCCUUGGUAGUCUUCCUGGGCACUUUACAGUCUAUCGCAGUUACCUUUGUGAUGGAACACUCAACCUCUGUUUGGACCAUUGGCUGGGACAUGAACCUCCUUGCCGCUGCCUAUGCUGGGAUUAUCUCUUCAAGCAUUGCAUACUACGUCCAAGGGCUAGUGAUGCAAAAAAGAGGACCUGUCUUUGUGACUGCAUUCAGCCCAUUGAUGAUGAUCAUUGUGGCCAUCAUGGGGUCUUUCAUCCUUUUUGAAAAUAUCUAUUUGGGAGGCAUACUUGGAGCUAUCUUGAUAGUAGCAGGUCUCUACUCUGUUCUGUGGGGCAAAUACAAAGAAUACAAAGAGAAGCAAGCUGCUGAGACAAUCCCUGAGGCCGUGAAAGGUGGUGAGAACAACAGUUUAACGAUGAUCGAAGAGAUUGAAGCCAACGACAUCGAGAUGCAGAAGACAGGAGCCAAGCUCUCUUCCACUGCAGUUAGCAAUCCCCUUCCAGAACCCUCCAUGAAGGCGAAUGGAGAGCCAAAGGUGUAACCAGUUGAGAGCUGAGACUUGGACAGAAUAAAAAGAAAAAAUUGAAAAACAGAAAACAAAUGAAAUGUAGCCAAAGAGAGAGGACCUAUCUGUGUUUCCCCACUUCUCUUAGCUUUCAUUUCUCAACUUUUUUUGCUUUACCUUUUGAGUUUUUUUUUUUUUUUGUUAUGGGCCUUGUUGUUUCUUUCCUGUAAGCUAAUAUUCUGAAAGAAAUUGGAAGAAAAAGGAAUGAAGAGAUUGGCAGAAUCUGCUUUUGAUUAUA
This is a messenger RNA of Nelumbo nucifera (sacred lotus), 1605 nucleotides long. RefSeq names its product WAT1-related protein At5g07050. Gene Ontology annotation, cellular component: membrane. Lineage: Eukaryota; Viridiplantae; Streptophyta; Magnoliopsida; Proteales; Nelumbonaceae. Gene Ontology annotation, molecular function: transmembrane transporter activity. The record is from RefSeq and is a predicted model, not a curated record.